This is a messenger RNA of Paramisgurnus dabryanus, 1683 nucleotides long. It is a transcript of the gene nfkbie, whose product is annotated as nuclear factor of kappa light polypeptide gene enhancer in B-cells inhibitor, epsilon. The record is from RefSeq and is a predicted model, not a curated record. Gene Ontology annotation, biological process: cellular response to tumor necrosis factor. Gene Ontology annotation, molecular function: NF-kappaB binding. Gene Ontology annotation, cellular component: cytosol. Lineage: Eukaryota; Metazoa; Chordata; Actinopteri; Cypriniformes; Cobitidae.
UUCCCCCAGCACUAUUACCCUUACCAUACUUUGUUAGUUUCAUUAACUAAGACUGAUCAACUUUACCUCACGCUGAUGCCACGCGCUGCACUUUACCGACCGAUCGGUUGAAUGGGGUUUAAAUCUGAUUUCUGCAGUUUUGAGGCGGUCGGGGAUGAGAAACAAAAGCGAAUGUCUCUGGUGUCAUAAUGUUACGGUGAUUUUGCGCUGCUGCAUUGCAUUAAUAUCGCUACUUUGACGGAGCUUCAGAAUGGCGCGAAGCGGCGCUGAGAAAGAGCGCAAAUUAGAACUGGACGAAACUCGGAUUGACUCCGGAAUCGACUCAUAUAAAUCGAUCUCCAGAGAUCAGUACGGGAGUUUGGAGACUUCUGACGAGAAAGAUAAAGCGGUUUGUGGCACAGAUGAACGACUGGACUCUGCGUACGUGUCUUCGUCGUUAACUACGGAAAGUUUGGAGGAUUUGAUCGGGAACUGUCGUAUUUCUGACUCUGAACGCAACGCGGUGAACGCGACGCAGUGUGAAUACACCGAAGAGGAAGUGAGUCUCUUAACGACUCUGACUGAAGAUGGAGACACGAUUCUCCAUUUGGCCAUCAUUCAUGAAGAACAAGGCUUUGCACAACAGUUGAUGGAUCUUUUUCCUCAUGAGCUGCUGGAUAUUCAGAACAACUUGUAUCAGACGCCUUUGCACCUGGCGACGUACCUGAAUCAGUCCUCCAUAGUGAAAGAGCUGCUGGCGAAAGGAGUCUCACUGGAGCUACAGGACCAGGAGGGAAACACCCCUCUCCAUGUGGCGUGUGAGCACGGUCUGUACGAUUGUGCCAAUGAGAUGGUCGGCGUCGCCUCAUCCAACAAGCUCGCUCACGUGUUGGAGACACAGAACUGGAGAGGUCUCACCUGUCUCCAUGUAGCAACUCUACACAAACAUCAUCGCAUCAUGCGGCUUUUUAUGAAGAAAGGUGUUGACCUGAACGUACAGGAGGGUACGAGCGGGAAGUCUGCGCUGCAUAUGGCCGUAGAGCUUCAUGAUGUAGACGCAGUGACCCUUCUGCUAAACAAAGGGGCUAAUGUAGAUGCCACCAUGUUUAAUGGAUGCACCGCCCUGCAUUUGGCAGUGGGCCGACAGGACGCAUCUAUUGCCAACCUUCUGUGCCAGGCCGGAGCCGACAAGAUGAUCCGAAACCUGGAAGACGAAACGGCCCUGGAUCUAGCAGAUGGCAAUGAUGAUAUAUUGGCCCUGUUCCCUUUUGAUGACAUUCAGAUUAUGGGAAGGACAGUCAUGAACUUUUAAAUAUGUGAUUUUUUUUUAUGUUUAUUUUUGUUUUAUGUUUUAAUUGUGAUCUGAAGUUGUGAGGAUUUUAUUUCUGCACAUCUUUUGAUCUUUCUGCCACCUCAUGUCAAGCUUGAUAUUUAAAUCCAGCUGGUAAAUCACACAGCACCACAUGAUUCAUUCAUAUUUACCGCUGUGUGUAUCAUGAUGUCAUCAAGCAAUGCAAACAUUACUUGUAUUAUAUGUAUUCUGUUGAGCAACCUUGAUGUAAAUGCCGGACAAAAUGCAUUCUGAUAUAUAUGAUUAGAAAUAUUAAUGUUUUUGUAGCAGUUAUGUGCUGUAAGAUGAGCAAAUGCUUUUUAGAUGUGUUUCCAGUGAAUUCAUAGUGUCAAUAAAACCAAUUGUAAUAUUUA